UGCACACGAGUUGAAGAUUUCUUGUUCGUUGGUGGGGUUGCAGUUGCGCAGAAUCUUGAGCUUUUAAAGGGAGUUGGAAUAACGCACAUUUUGAAUUGCGCCGGAUUGUCUUCGGAGAAUUUUUUUCCAGAGUCAUUUCAAUACACUACUCUUUACUUGAAUGAUGCAGCCUCUGAAGACAUCACUUGCCACGUCUACAGGGUUGUGCGACUCAUUCAAGCUGUAAAGCAGACGGGAGGGAAGAUACUUGUACAUUGCCAUCAAGGGGUCUCAAGAUCUUGUGCAUUCUGUAUAGCUUUCUUGAUCCACGAUUAUUCUUUAUCCUACGAGGAUGCGUUUCUACGGGUGAAGGAGAGAAGAGGCAUCUGUAACCCUAACGCUGGCUUCGCUGCUCAACUGAUGACGUGGAGCAAGAAUCUGGAAGCUUACAAGCAGGUGCGUUUGAUAUUGACACGAUGA
Molecule: messenger RNA, 459 nt
Organism: Guillardia theta CCMP2712
Lineage: Eukaryota; Cryptophyceae; Pyrenomonadales; Geminigeraceae
Exons: 4
Biological process (GO): protein dephosphorylation
Molecular function (GO): protein tyrosine/serine/threonine phosphatase activity
Source: RefSeq, a predicted model, not a curated record